Messenger RNA from Thalassophryne amazonica, 2716 nucleotides. Its product is annotated as type I iodothyronine deiodinase-like. The record is from RefSeq and is a predicted model, not a curated record. Gene Ontology annotation, molecular function: thyroxine 5'-deiodinase activity. The transcript is spliced from 4 exons. Lineage: Eukaryota; Metazoa; Chordata; Actinopteri; Batrachoidiformes; Batrachoididae.
UUUGUUUGUUUCUCGAGAGCCGUCGUGGAAAUAAGCAAGAUGUUUUUAAGAAAACUGUCGACGUAUCUAUAUAUAAUAUUCAUGUUUGGCUACAUGCUAACGUUAAAUGCUACGUUGAGAGUCCUGCUAUGUGUUUGGCCGAGCCUCGCCAAGAAACUAAUACUCAAAAUGGGCGAGAAAAUAACGAUGACCCAAAACCCCAAGUUUGAGUACGAAGAUUGGGGUCCGACGAUGGCGUCACUGAACUUCGUGAAAACCGUGGCUUCGCACCUGUGGCUUUCUCUGGGUCAGGAAGCGUUCGUAGGAGGAGAAGCUCCGGACUCACAUGUGGUCACCAUGGACGGAGAGAAAACCAGUAUCCACAAGUACCUGAGAGGCAGCAGACCGCUGGUGCUGAGUUUUGGGAGUUGCACCUGACCCCCGUUCAUGUUCAAACUUGAGGAGUUCAAAGAGCUCGUCAAGGACUUGGGGGAUGUGGCGGACUUUCUGGUGAUCUACAUCGCUGAGGCGCAUUCAACAGAUGGAUGGGCCUUUAACAAGAACUUUGACAUCAAACAGCACCAGAGCCUGGAGGACCGUCGGUCUGCAGCACAGCUCCUGAUCCAGAAGAACCCCCUGUGUCCGGUAGUGGUGGAUGAAAUGAGUGACAUCACUGCCGCACAGUACGGCGCUCUGCCGGAGAGGCUUUACGUGCUGCAGGCUGGGAAAGUUGUCUUUAAGGGGGGGAUUGGGCCUUUUGACUACAAUCUGUUGGAGGUACGAUCAUUCCUGGAGAAGAUGAAAUAGGAAAGAAAUGUCUUCAUGUACAGCUACAUGUGCAUCACCUUUUUGUGUGUGUGAGUGAGAGAGCUUCUUUAGGAUUAUAAUGUAUUUGUUCUAUGACUCUUACCAUUUACAGUGCACCUAGAAAGAAAGUAUUCACAGCUCUUUGCUUUUUCCACAUUUUGUUUUUUUUUUACAGCCUUAUUCCAAAAUGGAGUAAUUUUUCCCCCUCAAAAUUCUAAUCACAACACCCCAUAAUGACAGCAUAAAAAAUGUGCGCCUUUCCAAUCAACUGAAUUUACCCCAGGUAGACUCCAGUUAAGCUGUAGAAACAUCUCAAGGAUUAUCAGUGGGAAUAAGAUGCACCUGAUCUCAAUUUUGAGCAUCAUGGCAAAGGCUGUGAAUACUUAUAUACAUGUGAUUUCUUAAUGUUUUGGUUUUUUUUCUUUUUUUUUCACAUGUCAUUAUGGGGUAUUGUGUGUAGACUCUUGAGUGGAAAAAAUGAAUUUCAUCCAUUUUGGAAUAAAGCUGUAACAUAACAAAAUGUGGGGGGAAAAAAGGGAAGCGCUGUGAAUACUUUCUGGACACAUCAUACCUAAAGUACAAUGGCAUGGUGUAACGGAUGCCAGCAGGUGUUGCUGUGGAGAUGUAGUUAGUAAACCUCACUCCCAGCAGCUCAAAAGGAUUCCCUGGUCAUAAGGCCAGAGCCCUGGGUUUUAGCCUUCUGGUUAGAGAGCCCAACUUCUAUGCCAAGGAUCGUGAGUUUGCAUCCUGAGGGGAACGAAUGGGCAGAGUCAUAACACAACUCAGAGUGCAGCCGCUACAAUGGCAAGCCAUUAACUGGGCUGUGGCGGCUAAAUAACUAGCAUGGCCUCGAGCCAGAUUGACAAAAACAAAUUAUGUAGUAGACAUAGCUAUGUACUGUUUGCUGUUGUCUGCGAGAUUAUUGUGACCUACAGUGGUUCUCUAUACCUCUAGCAUGCCCUGCUGGCACACUCAUGCAGCUGCUAGCAAUAAUAAUUUAACAGUGUGAAGGAAAUAUAUUUGUACUGUCCAAAAUUGUCUCCUUUACAACUAUCUGUUUUUGGAACAAUUUAUACUUUGGUGGGCCAGCUUUAAUAAAAUUUGUUCAUGCGGCCUGUCUAGUUAGUGAAAUCAGUCUGACAUCUGUUUAAACUGUGCUUUCUGGCUCCAAGUACUUAUGUUAAUAUGUGCUCAAAAAGGCAACAACUCUGUCUAAUUUUACAACGGGCAAUUGGUCAGUUGAUUAACUGACUCCAGCUUACACGACUCUAAUAAAACUAGAUGACCUGAACUUUAUCAACUUUAGCUUGCAAACUGGCUCAGUGCAGUUUGUGUGUGUGGGGGGACUUUUUUUUUUGGAGAUUUUGGCUUCUUCUUUCCUUUAAAUACUUUUUGAUCACUGCUACACUUAUCACCAAUAUAUCAAUUUUUUGGAACAGGAAGUACUCUGAGAUGUUGCGUGACGCUGACAUCAUGUCUAAACUGGUUGGGAUAGUUUUUAACCAGUUGCUACAAAAUACCUUAUCCCAUGUUAAUUUGCAACAGAGGAAAUGAAUAAUUACGUAUAACUCUGUGUGACACAUGACAGAGAUGCAGGUAGGCGGGCACAUCAUUCUUACUUAUGCAGGGGUGAUGGCAGCUCUGUGGAAUGAGUACCAACAGUCCUGUGAAUAAAACGGUCACUUUGAGAACUGUCCAUAUUUGCACCAACAUGGCUUUAAGUGUGUCCUGUAAUCUGAAAACACCUCUCAGCCUCUGAGUUUAGACAGGGCUCUGAUUUUCUUAAUGACAGUUACAGAUUAAACCAUUGGCUUCUGUAGCUUGAUAAACUGAAAUGUGGAGACCUGUCGGAUCAGUUUGUUUGAGGUGUCACAAUGAACAGGAAAUGUAGUCUUGAUGUUUCUGUGCUGUUAAUUUAAAGUAUUAAAAA